Ceratitis capitata (Mediterranean fruit fly) is the source of this 5220-nucleotide messenger RNA. RefSeq lists its product as uncharacterized. The coding region runs from base 1176 to 5204 and encodes 1342 amino acids. Gene Ontology annotation, cellular component: synapse; membrane; neuron projection. Gene Ontology annotation, molecular function: chloride channel activity; neurotransmitter receptor activity; transmembrane signaling receptor activity. NCBI's taxonomy places the organism in Eukaryota, Metazoa, Arthropoda, Insecta, Diptera, Tephritidae. Gene Ontology annotation, biological process: nervous system process; regulation of membrane potential; chloride transmembrane transport. The transcript has 17 exons. The record is from RefSeq and is a predicted model, not a curated record.
AGUAUAACAAAUGUACAUAUAUGUAGGCCCAUGUAAUUAGCAACGCCUGAGUCCUACCCUGGAAAGCAGAGUUCAUAUUCUAAAGUGAUUUAGUGAGGCAACAUAAAUGAAAUGAAGCAAUAAACAUUGAAGAAAAAUAUUUUCUAAAAAAAAGUGCUAAAGAAUAUCCUUUAAAACAACGACGAAAAAGUGUAAAAUAGUUAAUGCCUGAAAGGUGGGGCCAGCGAGGCGAAGGAAAUUUUAUAUACAAUAAAAAUCUGCGGUGAAAAAAAAAUCAAGAAAUCACGAAAAAGGAACACGAAAGCUACACAACGGUGCUUAAAAGAGAUAUAUUGUGUCAAACACAACACCAACAACAAUAGUAGGCACAAAAAGUAAACAGUAGAACAACAAUUGUUUAAUAGUAUUUAUAAUAUCAGACAGCAACAACAAAAAUAGUAAUAAAAUAUCCUAAUAACAACAAUAAGAAACAAUUGAAAUAUAAUAAAAACGACAAAGGCGUAUGGUAAAGGUGAAUUGUGUGUAUGUGUAUGUCAAAACAUAUGUACAUAUGUAUAUAUGUAGUUGAGUCGCUGCAGGACAUUAAGCACUUACACGCUCAACUCUAGUGUCCAACUAACCUCGCUCAAAAAAGAAACAAAAAAACAAAAAUUCAACACAGCUGCGACCUCUACGGCAACGUCAACGUCCACGUCAGCGGCAGUGACUCAAUGUUGACUUUUCACUUUUCAUUUUUCACUCUCUCCGCGUGUGUAUGCCGGAUCUUCUACUUAAAUUUAACUGCAUAAAAAUACAACACAUACAUACAUUAGCACACAUACACACACACACGCACACGUAAAUUGUUGUGCACCUCAUAGUUUCAUCUGCGCUGGAAAUUAACUUGCUUGACUGGAAAUACAAGCGCGUGUCAACUGCCAAGUACAUAACUGUAAAGGAAAAUGUACAACAUAUAAGAAAGGCAAAGCAGCUGGUGAAAUUUCUUAACGGUUAAAAUAACUAUAGUCAUACAAAAACAACAAUAGCAACAUCCACAACAACAGCAGUUACAGCUCAAUAAUUCUUCAAAGUCAACACAACUCAAACAACUUACAAAUGUCUGCUGCUGUGCAUCCUUGAAUUUAUUUGAAAACGCUUAACUUGACUAGCCUAAGCGGCCAUUUCGAUGCUCUAACAUGGGCUAUUCCUCCGAAGCUGCCAAAACGAGGACACAACGCAGCAGCAUCUACAGCUAUAAAUACAAAAGCAAUAAAAACUGUCCGAACACUGAGAGUCAACACUUCAGCAACUACAAUAAUAACUGCAACAGCAACAACACAAACAACUGUUGUGACAACUAUAAAAGUAGCGACAUUAAUAGCUUGCGUUUAUUGAGUUCAGAGGUGAUCUGUCAAUGCAGCAGCAGCGCUGACAGCGACGAGGAGGCAAAUAUUUCAAAAGAAAGUGACAACAACAGCAAACGGCGACGACGACGACAACAGACGACACAAAACGCAACGACAUUUAUAGCAAAUAAAAAGACAUCCAAGAACGAGCCAGAGGAGGCUGAAGUGAAAGCAGAGGAGGAGGAACUAAGAGUCGAAAAAGGCGGAAGGGAGGAAGUACAAGUGGACGGCGCCGAAGCGGAAGAGACUGAAAGGCAAACACAAAUUGAGUGCAAUCACUCUGAGGGUGUUUGGACGGAAGCCGAUGCGGUUGCGUUUGAAGAAUUACACCGCACUGACGACAUACAUUGCAAAUUGACUGCAAGUUUUGUAAAUAAUUGCACAACACAAGCGAUAGCGAGGAAGCGAAAUAACAGCAGCAACAACAGCAACAAUAAUAAUAACAACAACAGGAAGGCGACACACGACACGCAGGCAAGUGUUUGUGGAAACUUUGUGUGCCACACGGAAAGCGGAAAUAAUAAUUGUAGCUACCGACUACCGUUAUCGCGUGAACAACUGCCACAAACGCGCGACGCCUUGCCGCCACAAACGGGGCAGGGAGAAGGGAAGCAGCAGCAACAGCUUCAAACACAAGCACUAGACGAGCCAGCAGACGCAAACGAAAAUGUAUGCGCUACUUUGUCGCAGCCCACGGAAACGGCCGCGGGGACGUCUGCGUAUGCCGGCGAAUGUGGCGCCAAGUCGGCGGCGGCGCGUAAUGAACACAACCAAGGUUGGCAAGUGUUGCUACAGCAAGCACGCAGCGCCCUAACCGAGCAUUGGGCUAACUUACGCGACAAUUUGAUAAUGCACAAGACGAAGGAAUGGGAUUUACUGUGCGAAGCGGAAGAGGAGGUGACAAAGCCAGCAUGCGACAGGGGUGAGGCGACAAAGACAGAGCAGCAACAGAAGCGAUGCAAAGGGUUACAAAGUAAGUGCCAGCCGCCACUACAGUUGGCAUACAAGCGUGGAAGACAGCAGACCGCACAAUGUGAGCAACAACAAAUGCAACAAAAGCAACAGCAACGAACUGAUGAAUUGCAACUGGCGAAAUGUUGCCGUCAGCGUCAGCGUCGGCGUCAGCACGAGUUGAAAGCUAAUUUGUGUGAACAAAGGAAUGCUAUUACAUACUGCCACCACCACCAACAACAACAACAACAACAAGAAAAAGACAAAGAGCAACAGCAAAAUAAAAUAGAAAAACGCCACAAAAAGACGUCUUACUCACAGCAGCAGCAGCAACAACAACAACAACAAGACGAACAACAACAUCAUUCCCCACAAUCAAAACCACAAAAGCAACAACAACAACCACAAAAUCAACAACAACACCAACAAAAUCGACGUCACCGCCUACGUCGCGGCGUACAAACAGCAGCCGCUGCCGCUUACGGCGCCUUCAGCUACAUCGGACACAACUACUAUCAUCUAUUGGGCAAUUCAAUUAGUUUUUACGCUGCUUCGAGUCUCAUAUUGGUGCUUUGCUAUUUGACAACAACAACAACAGCGGCACAUUCGCCCGACAAGGCACCCUUCGAUAAGCAUCCCAUUCAAAGCAUCGAUUGGUCAAAAUUCGACGAGUCCAGCUCGGAUAAGGAAAUUUUGGACUUGUUGCUGGAAAAGAAACGCUACGAUAAACGUCUACUGCCGCCAGUUAACGAUGAGGAUUUUUGCUGUGGUUUAUCUUCACCGGAUAUGGCCAAAGUCAGCAACUCAAGGAGGCCACAUAAUCGCGGUACCCUAACGGUUAAUGUGAAUGUGUUGCUGCUUAGUUUAGCCUCGCCCGAUGAAAGUAGUUUGAAAUACGAAGUUGAAUUUCUACUCAAUCAACAGUGGAACGAUCCACGUCUACAAUAUGGCAACAAAUCGCAUUAUGACUUUUUAAAUGCAUUGCAUCAUCACGACAGCAUCUGGACACCGGACACCUAUUUCAUUAUGCACGGCGACUUUAAGGAUCCCAUUAUACCAAUGCAUUUCGCUUUAAGAAUUUACCGAAACGGGACCAUUACGUACGCAAUGAGACGUCAUUUAAUAUUAUCCUGCCAGGGUAGCCUACACAUAUUCCCAUUCGAUGAUCCAAAGUGCUCCUUCUCUAUGGAAAGCAUUUCCUAUGAGGAGGCGCAAAUCAAAUAUGUUUGGAAAAAUGACGAGGACACGCUACGUAAAAGUCCUUCACUAACCACAUUAAAUGCGUAUUUAAUAAAAAAUCAAACAACACCCUGUGAUCAAAAUAGUUGGCGAGGUAAUUACAGUUGCCUAGAAGUCGAGUUGACUUUUACCAGGGAUCGUGCAUAUUAUUUCACCACUGUUUUUAUACCCGGCAUUAUAUUGGUGACAUCAUCAUUUAUCACAUUUUGGCUGGAAUGGAAUGCUGUGCCAGCCAGAGUUAUGAUCGGUGUAACAACAAUGUUGAAUUUUUUCACAACAUCCAACGGUUUCCGCAGCACACUGCCCGUCGUCUCCAAUCUAACGGCAAUGAAUGUUUGGGAUGGCGUCUGCAUGUGCUUCAUCUAUGCCUCGCUAUUGGAGUUCGUAUGUGUUAAUUAUAUGGGCCGGAAGAGGCCACAACAUAAUGCUGUUUAUCGACCAGGCGAGAAUCCUGUCACACAGCGUCUUCCAGCGGUUCUAAGCAGGAUUGGAGUAAUUCUUGCAAGUCCUUUGGGUAUAAUCGAACGAGAAUUUCAUGCUGCUUUGUCGUCUGAAAAGGCCACAGUGGGUACAUCCGGCAGCACAACAACCGGCACCAGCAUACCAGUCACACCCACACCGAUGCAUCCCUAUCACACUGACUUCACAACAACAUCGACAACAACACAAUCAACAGCACAAACACCGCUACCACCAGCCUCACCGCCGCCAACCGGUAUCAGUACGGUUGAUGCUCCACGUAUACGUUGGGAGGAACAACAUGGCGGCAUCAUAGGUGUGGCAAUGCAAAAUUUACGUGCACGUUCCAUACGUCGACGUACACGCUCACCAGGUUCGGCAGCUUCAGCGGCUAGCUCAUACGCGGACACCGAGUCGGGACGUAUCCGUACGCCUACGUCUACAAUGUCAACUGUCGUUGAACCGGUUUACACUGAGCCCAACUUUGUAGCGAACGGCGCCGGUGUUGCUGAUGUGGCCAGCACACAACAUGAGACUACAGUAACUGUUGAGGUAGAGCCAACACUGCCAGCGCCAGCGCCAACACAGCAACAACUACAGCAGCGUCGUUCCAUCUCUACGAAUACACCGCCGUUGAUAUUGAGCGGUAUCGGCAAGCAGCAGAUGGAAAGCGAAGAGAUGACUGCGACGACGUCUGCGACUGAUUUGGAAAUGCCAAGAGCAGCAGCAGUUGAUACACAGGAGGCUACAGAGCAGUUGGAUGCAUCAGGUGUGGCCGAUGCCAGCGGUCAUUUGCCAGUGAAGCCACCACGACGCAAAACGUCGCGUUCCAAUUCGCCGGUGCCAUUUUACGAGCAGGUGGCGCAGGAAGGCGCCAACGGGCAUGGCUUGGGCGCUAUGACAGCGGAAACUGGUGAGAAGCGACGCGAUGUACGCGCUCCCAACGAGAUCGUCGCCUGUACGACAUGCGGCGGUAGCAGCAGCCCGUGCACACACUCGGCCAACAAUGGAUGCGCAACAGAGACUUGCUUCGUCCAAGUGCGCAAAAAGGAGCCGCCACAUCCUAUACGUAUAGCAAAAACAAUUGAUGUCAUCGCUCGAAUUACAUUUCCAACCGCCUACGCAAUUUUUUUAAUAUUUUUCUUCGUACACUAUAAGGGAUUUUCAUAAAAAUUAGUGCAAUGGA